This is a messenger RNA of Glossina fuscipes, 2228 nucleotides long. Its product is annotated as ATP-binding cassette sub-family F member 2. The transcript has 3 exons. The record is from RefSeq and is a predicted model, not a curated record. Gene Ontology annotation, molecular function: ATP hydrolysis activity; ATP binding. Lineage: Eukaryota; Metazoa; Arthropoda; Insecta; Diptera; Glossinidae. Bases 81 to 1949 code for a protein of 622 amino acids.
AAUUUUUGAAAUAAUUUAGUCAAUUUUCCGAAAAUUUUUAUAUCAUCCAAUAACAAAGUAAAUCGCUUAUUUAAGACAAAAUGCCAUCAGAUGCUAAGAAACGUGAAGCCCAACGCAAAAAAGAGGCACGUAAUAAGAAAAUCGCCCAGAUUUCAUCAUCGAAAAAAGCGAUGGCAAAUGGUUCCACUUCCAGCGCAGCAGUCAACGGUAAUGCCAACGAACCAACACGCGAAAUGACUGAAGAGGAAAAAUUGUGCGCCAAAUUAGAGGAAGAAGCACGCAUUUCAGCUGAAGCACGUUCUUGCACUGGCUCGCUGGCGGUGCAUCCACGGUCGCGAGAUGUGAAAAUUGCGAAUUUUUCCAUAACAUUUUUCGGUUCUGAACUAUUGCAAGAUACUAUGUUAGAAUUGAAUUGUGGUCGCCGUUAUGGUUUGAUAGGUCUUAAUGGUUGUGGUAAGUCUUCGCUGUUAGCAGUGUUGGGUAACCGGGAGGUACCUAUACCCGAACACAUUGAUAUUUUUCAUUUGACUCGCGAAAUACCUGCCAGCUCGAAAACAGCUUUACAAUGCGUUAUGGAAGUAGAUGAGGAACGCAUUAAAUUGGAAAAACUAGCCGAAGAACUAGCAAUGAGUGAAGAUGAUGAUGCCCAGGAGCAAUUGCUUGAUAUUUAUGAACGUUUAGACGAUAUGGCAGCCGAUCAGGCAGAAGCUAAAGCGGCUCGUAUCCUUCAUGGUCUGGGAUUCGAUAAAAGUAUGCAACAGAAGCAAGCUAAAGAUUUUUCGGGAGGCUGGCGUAUGCGCAUUGCUUUAGCUCGAGCUUUAUUUGUUAAGCCACACUUGUUGUUGCUCGACGAACCGACCAAUCACUUAGAUUUAGAUGCUUGUGUAUGGCUAGAAGAGGAGCUAAAGACAUAUAAACGUAUUUUAGUGCUGAUCUCGCAUUCGCAGGACUUCCUCAAUGGUGUCUGCACAAACAUUAUACACAUGACCAAGAAGCGCCUCAAAUACUAUACCGGUAAUUAUGAAGCAUUCGUACGUACCCAUAUGGAAUUGUUGGAAAAUCAGAUGAAACAAUAUAACUGGGAACAAGAUCAAAUAGCUCAUAUGAAAAACUAUAUAGCCCGCUUUGGACAUGGUUCGGCUAAAUUAGCUAGGCAAGCUCAGUCAAAGGAAAAGACAUUAGCCAAAAUGGUGGCUCAAGGUCUGACAGAAAAAGUAUCGGAUGACAAAACACUCAAUUUCUACUUUCCUUCAUGCGGCAAAAUUCCGCCCCCAGUAAUUAUGGUGCAAAACGUUAGUUUUCGUUACAGUGAUACGACUCCCUGGAUUUAUAAGAAUUUGGAAUUUGGCAUUGAUCUUGAUACGCGUCUGGCAUUGGUAGGUCCCAACGGUGCUGGUAAGUCCACUUUGCUUAAGUUACUAUACGGUGACUUGGUGCCGACCUCUGGUAUGAUACGUAAAAAUUCGCAUUUACGUAUCGCACGUUAUCAUCAACAUUUGCACGAGCUCCUUGAUUUAGAUGCCAGUCCUUUAGAAUAUAUGAUGCGUGCCUUUCCCGAUGUGAAAGAGAAAGAAGAGAUGCGAAAAAUUAUAGGACGCUACGGCUUAACAGGACGUCAACAGGUCUGUCCAAUACGUCAACUCUCAGAUGGUCAACGUUGCCGCGUUGUAUUUGCAUGGUUGGCCUGGCAAGUACCACAUUUGUUAUUGUUAGAUGAACCUACUAAUCACUUGGAUAUGGAAACCAUUGAUGCCUUGGCUGAUGCUAUAAAUGAUUUUGAUGGCGGCAUGGUAUUAGUUUCUCACGAUUUUCGCUUAAUUAAUCAGGUGGCCGAAGAAAUUUGGGUUUGUGAGAAUGAAACUGUAACCAAAUGGAAUGGCAAUAUUUUAGAUUACAAAGAUCACUUAAAGAGCAAAAUCACUAACGAUAAUGCCCAGAAAAAGAAGUAAACAAUUACUCUACACGAUUCACCUCAACAAUAGUCCAUGAUAACACAAAGAAGAAAACAAAAAUCGAUUUGCAGAAGAGCUCAAAUUUUCCAUAACGGAAAUAGUUUUUGUUUUAAAUGCAUGUCAAAAAUUGCCUGAAUGAAUGUAUGUUUAAUUGAUUGAGUGAUGAUUGGUAUUUUGAUAUAACAACGUCAAUACUAUCCAUAGCUAGCGAAAAUACAAUUUAUUUAGUGAAACUUAAAUAUAUAAACUGAGAAAAAAUCUUAACAUAUUCAAAAG